AAGAGUACAGAAAAGUGAAAAUACUUUGGAAUGCAAAGCACCCUGCAUACUAUUCAAAAACAAAACAAAAAUGAUGCCUGGGAAAGUCUUGUUCGCAAUAUAAAUUUGCCACAGUUGUCUGUGGCCCAAAAAAAAAUGGAAAGUUCACUGGGCUCGUUUCGACGUGAGAAAGCCAAAACAAAGAGAAGCGAAGGAACCAGAAAAGGUGCAAUGGAUAUUUACAAAUCUAAAUGGUUUGCGUUUGACAGCAUUCAAUUUUUAAUGAAUAGGGAUGAGCCAAGGAAAGGAGUAAACACCGAGAAUGACGAAGCAGAAUUGGAUGACCUAGAGGUUUCUCGUGAAAGCAACAAAGAGCAGGCGCAGUUGGAGGAUGAGGGGGUAGACAUGAGAAGUCCGGCUCCAUCUAUACAAAGUUUUCAUUCUCAGCCCAGUUCUGCAUCGCUACCAACCUUAAAGAGAAACAAGAAGCAAAAACAACCAGCAGAGGAUCCAAGAUUACAGAGGGCCUUCGAGAUCAUGGAAUCCGCCUCAAACCGUCGGAGAAGUGCACAGCACAUUGCACAAAAACUUAUAGGUUAUUCCGUCAGAACGCGAGCAUUAGUAGAGCGCGAGAUAAACACUGUGCUAUUUAGAGCCGAUAUGGGUUAUUGUGACGAUAGUCCUGCUUGUACUAUAACUAUGAGACAGAUAGUACCAAAUCCCCCUUCCACUGUAACUGCCUUGCCAGAAUAUCCUGCUGCUAUACUGCAUAACUUUCGACCGUCUCCGCAUUACACCUACACAACUCCUAGCACACCAGCUCCAUCUCCACAGAACGCCAAUCUUACCAGCUUCAUCCCUACAGUACACCAAUCUUACCAGUAGCACACCACCUCCAUUUCCACAGUACACCACUCUAACCAUCAGCACAGCAGCUCCAUCUCCACAGUACACCACUCCAACUCCUAGCAUACCAGCUCCAUCUCCUGUCAGCGACGAAACUUCUACCGCAUCUACAUCCGCCUCCUAUUAUGGUAAUCCAUCAUCCACUGAUUCGGCUACAAGCCAAUACUUCACCCAGUUUAGAGACGAGAACUCAUAGAGGGAUUAACUCUUUAAUACGUAUAUGUAUUCUAUGCCAAAAAUAUGUAAUAAAGAUUUCUAAAAGCGUUA
Messenger RNA from Leptinotarsa decemlineata (Colorado potato beetle), 1152 nucleotides. RefSeq lists its product as uncharacterized. NCBI's taxonomy places the organism in Eukaryota, Metazoa, Arthropoda, Insecta, Coleoptera, Chrysomelidae. The record is from RefSeq and is a predicted model, not a curated record.